Symbiodinium necroappetens is the source of this 3057-nucleotide messenger RNA. Lineage: Eukaryota; Dinophyceae; Suessiales; Symbiodiniaceae. The record is from the annotation of a GenBank genome assembly.
AUGGUCCACUCUAUUUUACGUGGCAGGCAGCAACGCUGCGACUUGAGUUGGACUGAUCGUUGGAACGUUCCUCUCGUGAACUACCGGGGAGGAAUUCCAACCGCAACAGAAAAAGAGGGAAGACACGCGCUGUGUUGUUGGACUGUUGUCGAUGGCCUUAAAUGUCUGGAGUUUGUGCGGAAGGUCCCAGCUCCGACCACGGAGCAGCUGGUGGACGAUGUCCUGCGAAAAGCACGAGCUUCGCGAGGCGCUCCAGUUCGAGAGCAAGACCAAGCAAGCAGGCCUCAGCCGGCACGAGGCUCGAACAGCACGACACGUCUGACAGACGGACGUGUCACUGAGCUGGUCUCCAGGGUGCUGGACAGUGCUGCUCGUUUUGUGCGUGGCACGGGUCUUCUGAGGGGUCGCCGGAAGUCUCGCGACUCGGAGCCUCCACAGGAGCCAGGCCGAACUCAAGCGCCUCCUCCUGGCCCUGGUGCUGGCACUGGCGGAGCAAGGAGCGAUGCUCCGGAUCUGCACCCUCCGGACGGAGGAAGGAACGCCGAAGACAUCUUCUGGAGCGGCGAGAAGGUGCCAAACACACGGGACCAUAACGAACCGGAUGAGCCCUCGCUGCUAUCUUCGCCAUGGGAGCUUUCUGCCACAGGCGCCCGAUCUGAAGGAUCCGGCAUUGGUGGCCUGUCCCCGGUUCCUUGGCAGGGAGAGCCGUCGCGUGACCAGGUUGUGAAACCGGUGUCUAUAGCAACGCCACUCCGAAACUCGAUUCUGCCAGAUGGGGGCGACUGGAGCGGGGUCACGGUCGUGUUUGCAAGCGACCUGGGCAGUGUGGCUCAAGCAGCUGUGGAGAAGCAAAUCUUGGAAGCUGGUGGCAAAGUGGGUGCUGCAAUCUCGCAGCGAACAUCCUUGGUCGUUCUGGGAGGCAACCUGGCAGAUGGACGGCCUCCGAUGGAGUCUGCCAAGUAUCAGCGCUUUCUGGACUUGCAGUCCAAGGGAAAGGUGCAGGCCAAGGUGCUGUCCGAGGCGGCCUUUCUUAGCCUACUGCCCACUCAGCCUCCGCCCACUCCCGCCACCCCGGCCCUUCCACAGACUUCCAGGCCACCAGGGGAGAAGCCGGAGCUUCCUCAGAGCGCCAAGCAGCUCGAGGGUUCCAAGCGCUCUCCGUCGCGGAACUGGGUCGAUAUCUUCUCUCCGAAGAAGCUGGAAGAUCUCCUUGGGAACCAGGCUCCCAUUCGGAAGCUGGCAGAUUGGCUGCAAGACUGGGAGGAUGUAGUGCUGCGUGGGAAGAGCAAGAAGCCGGCCUUUCGACACGGGAGCGUACCUGACAACUUGAACGCCAGAGCUGCAUUGGUGAGCGGGCCACCAGGGAUCGGGAAGACAACAACUUGCCGACUUGUAGCCCAAUUACAGGGGCGAUAUGAGGUCUUGGAGUUCAACGCUUCGGACUCAAGAGGUCAAAAGGUGAUCCAGGAAAUGGCAGCAGGCAUAGCCGAGAACACAACCAUCUCUUUCGCAGGUGGUCGGCAAGGGCAAAGGAAAGUAGUCAUCAUCAUGGACGAGGUUGACGGAAUGGGUGGCGGGGACAAGGGCGGCAUCGCUGCCCUCAUCAAGAUGAUCAAGAGGACCCGCAAUCCCAUCAUCUGCAUUUGCAAUGACCAGCAUUCUCAGCAGGUGAGAUCUUUGGCGUCCAGCUGCUACGACCUAAAGUUUACCAGGCCUCCGAAGAAUGCGAUAGCGCAACGGUGUGCGCAGAUCGCGAGGCAGCAGGGCCUUCAGGUCGAUGUACCUGCGGUGGAGGCCAUAGUGGAAUCCUCCGGCAACGAUGUGCGGGUGGUCCUAAACCAUUUGCAGAUGAUGAAAGCCGCACGCGCAGCCACUCCGAGUUGCUCGAUCUUGACGGAGAGCCCGGGUCGACUUGGCAAGGAUCAGGAGGUGAUGCUCAGCCCGUUCGACGUGUGUCGGAAGCUGCUGACGUCGUCGGAGGCAAAUGCACACAGCUUUCAAGCCCGCUUCGAGAUGUUCUUUGUGGACCACUCGCUCGUUAGCAUGCUCGUGCACGAGAACUACUUGCGGUCGAUUGAGAGACAGCCGGUCAGCUCCGAAGUGCUCAAUCGAUGUGCAUACUCUGCAGAUCUCAUGACCAUCGGUGAUGUGAUGAGUCAACGGAUGGUGGUUGAGCAGGAAUGGAGUUUCCUGCCGCACUGUGCGGCCGUGGCCUGUGCCUACCCGACCUUUGUCACCAGAGGCAGCCUUGCCUAUCCCAGCUUCCCUUCCAUCAUGGGCAAGAUGUCUUCGCAAUCCAAGUCCAGGCGCCUCAUCUCAGAGCUGCAGACGCACAUCCGCUUGGCUGGGACUGCCGAUCGCAAGGCUUUGGUAACAUCUUCCUACAUGGAUUUGAUGUACAAGCGAUUGGUUCAGCCGCUGCAGAGAGCAGAGCUUCAGAGCGUGGUGUCGCUCCUGGAUGCAUAUGGCCUCCGAAAAGAGCACAUGGUGGAGCAUCUCACCGAGCUGCGACAACCUCUGGGCUGCCAGGACCUCUUCAAGCAAGUGGAUGCCAAGGUCAAGGCUGCUCUGACUCGGGAGCUGAACUCUGGGCGCCAUGCUGUCAGGGAACGUCGCCGGCGAGGUGUUAGCCUUGUUAGCACACUCGGUGCAGCUGCUGUCACUGUUUUUGUAGGACUGUGUUGCUCCUCUCUGACCGAUGUGGACAUUUCAGAGCUGGAGUCUUACGGGGAGCACACCCUGGUGCUGCUGCGGCACGGCGAGUCUGAAUGGAACCUGCAGAACCGCUUCACAGGUUGGGUUGAUGUGGAUGUGUCCGCCAAGGGUGCGGAGGAGGCCAGUAAUGCAGGCAAACUGCUGCAUGCGGCCAAUGUCAGUGUAGAUGUGGCCUUCACGUCGUACCAGAAAAGAGCGAUCAAGACGCUAAACUUAGCCCUGGAGGAGAUGGACUGCUUGUGGAUUCCUGUCGUCAAGACCUGGAAGCUGAACGAGCGGAUGUACGGUGAUCUACAGGGCCUGAACAAGGCCGAAACAGCCAAGAAGUUUGGCGAGGAACAG